Ochotona curzoniae (black-lipped pika) is the source of this 2466-nucleotide messenger RNA. It is a transcript of the gene CCR9, whose product is annotated as C-C motif chemokine receptor 9. The transcript has 4 exons. Lineage: Eukaryota; Metazoa; Chordata; Mammalia; Lagomorpha; Ochotonidae. Gene Ontology annotation, biological process: chemotaxis; immune response; G protein-coupled receptor signaling pathway. The coding region runs from base 255 to 1364 and encodes 369 amino acids. Gene Ontology annotation, molecular function: C-C chemokine receptor activity. Gene Ontology annotation, cellular component: membrane. The record is from RefSeq and is a predicted model, not a curated record.
UGGUUUUUCUAUCCCUUAGCUGCGGGAGGUGCACAGCAGGCCUGCCUCUCUCCCUGGGCAGGGAGUGCCCAACCUUUCCCCAGAGGACGAGUGCUGAGAACUGCUGGGGCCAGCCUUCUCCUGGAGCCUCCGGCUUUGGCCUCCACGGGAUCACAGACACCAGGCAUUCUGCCAGGAACUUCUAGCAAGGUAAAGGUAACUUGGUGGUGAUCGACUCAGACUCCUUGCAGGGAGCGGAUUUGCAACCCACCGCCAUGACCCCCACAGAGUUUGCAAGCCUUAUGGCUAACAUGUCUGAUGACUACAACUACGACUCCACGUCCUCCAUGGAUGAGUACAUAUCCUUCAACAUUACUGACUUCUUCUGUAAGAAAGGCGAGGUCAGGCAGUUUGCCAGCCACUUCCUCCCGCCCUUGUACUGGCUCGUCUUUCUUGUGGGCACCGUGGGUAACAGCCUGGUCGUUCUCGUAUACUGGUACUGCACCCGAGUCAAGACCAUGACUGACAUGUUCCUUCUGAACUUGGCCAUCGCCGACCUUCUCUUCCUGGCCACCCUCCCCUUCUGGGCCAUUGCCGCCGCCGACCAGUGGACAUUCCAGACCUUCCUGUGCAAGGUGGUCAACAGCAUGUACAAGAUGAACUUCUACAGCUGCGUGCUGUUGAUCAUGUGCAUCAGCGUGGACAGGUACAUCGCCAUUGCCCAGGCCAUGAGGGCACAGAUCUGGCGGCAGAAAAGGCUGCUCUACAGCAAGAUGGUUUGCUUCAUGGUCUGGGUGGUGGCUGCUGCCCUGUGUCUCCCGGAGCUCCUUUACAGCCAAACCAAGAAGGAGUCUGGUGUUACCAUCUGCACCAUGGUUUAUCCCAGGGACGAGAGCACCAGACUCAAGUCGGCCGUCUUGACCUUGAAGGUCAUCCUGGGCUUCUUCCUGCCCUUUGUGGUCAUGGCUUGCUGUUACACCAUUAUCAUCCACAUCCUGACCCAAGCCAAGAGGUCCUCCAAGCACAAGGCCCUCAAGGUGACCAUCGCUGUCCUCACCGUCUUCGUCUUGUCUCAGUUCCCUUAUAACUGCAUCCUGCUGGUGCAGACCAUUGACGCCUACGUCACGUUCAUUUCCAGCUGUGCCGUCUCCACCAAUAUCGACAUCUGCUUCCAGGUCACCCAGACCAUCGCCUUCUUCCACAGCUGUCUGAAUCCUGUUCUCUACGUCUUUGUCGGUGAGCGGUUCCGCCGGGAUCUCAUGAAAACCCUCAAGAACUUGGGCUGUAUCAGCCAGGCCCAGUGGGUUUCUUUUACCAGGAGAGAGGGAAGCCUGAAGCUGUCAUCCAUGCUGUUGGAGACGACCUCAGGAGCUCUGUCCCUCUGAGGGAGUCUCCUCCCUGGGGCGUGGAUGGUGCUUUCGAAGGAGUAGUACAGAGAAACCCAGUAGGCAAGAAAAGGACACAAGGCAAAUAAUAAACACAACUCAGAGAUGAAUCAUAACGGUAGUACUACUUGCAGUGAGCAGUGUGAAAACAGCGUUUUUGUCUUGGUAGCAGUAUUCCUGACAUUUUCAGAGGACUAAGGGACACCUGAGGGACCAUGUGUUGGCUUGGCCACUUGCCCUAGCACAGGUGCAGCUGCCUGCUGAAGGCCAUCUGUGGUUUUAGCUCUGAUGUUGUUCCUGCCACAAGGGGGAACUGCCGGAACCCGUCCAGAACAGAAGGGAAACUUCCAUCGUCAGGAACUUUCCUCCCAGGUUUGGGACCUGACACCUGUGCCUGCCAGUGCUUGAAACAGAAUCCUCCCCAACAAUCUCAGAUCUAAUUCCGCUUGGGGUUGUUGGCCUGUUUUAGGCCAAUGAGAGUCCUUGAUCCUGUCUUAAAACUCUGUGGGACUGGGCAACUGACCACACCAGCAGCUCAUCCAGAGUCUGUUGGCUUCCAACCCAUUUCUGUGUCUGACUGGUGGCUCCCUAGAUUCCAUAGCUGGUCACAGGCUUGAUCUGGACAAUGAUUCAGCUUAUCUUCAGGUGUGGAUGCAGCCCUACCAGCUUGUACGUGGAGACCCAUGGUUUGGGUUAGAGCUCUGGCUCCAUUAUGGGCUUGCUCUGUUGAGUGGCACUUAUACCUGGUCCACUCUUCUGGCUCCCAAUAGAAUGGGCUGGUUCUACUUGCUAAGGCUGAUGGAAACUUUUUGCUCCCUGCUUCUUGUUAGUGCCAACAUUUCAAAAAGCAUUAAAUCUGGAGUGAAGCUGGAAAAAAAUGUACUGUAAUUCACGUUUGCUUUGUGUUUUUAACUAUUUGGUGAAGUUUUUACAUUUGAAAACAUUUUGCAUAUUGGAAAAAUUGCUUCUUACUGUACAUUUAAAAUGCUUUUAUCCUCUUGCUGUUUUUAUAUGUGUACAAUUUAAAUCUCAAAGAGUGUUGGAGAGAAAUAAAUAAAAUGUCCAAGUACCUUAAACCCGCUGUCGUAGAUGAGUUUUUAGC